AUGCCUCCAUUCUCCAAAGAAGCUCAGCUUGUGCACGACUACGAGCCUGCACCUGAAGCGCCAACGACCACGACUUUGCCAGGCUACCCUUUGGUUAUAUUGAACGACGCUCCCUGCAUAAGACAAUUUCUGGAGCAGGAAUUCUGGAGCAGAGACUUAGAAAUGAUGGCGCCGCAUCUCUGGAUUCUGACGACUUUCUCGAGCGCUAAUAUCAGCCCGUUGCACCGCCAGCGGAUCAAGGGUCGUGAGAUCAUCGUCACGGAAGAGCCACGACUGCAUCUGGUUUGGAUAUAUGAUCGAAUCUUUAUAAAACCUCUGCCACGAUAUCUGCUAUCACAGACAUUCUGGAAAACAUAUCUAGAUACGGGCUCAGACCAAGCGGGCUACAGUCGGAGCGACCUCUGUAAGGCUGCGACUGGGUUCCUGCGGACGUACCGCUAUUUGAUCCGACACGAAUCCGACUUUCACAUUGCUCAGCAAGACCAUCUUCGUCUCAUCCCUAAAGACGUAGACUGGCCAUCUUUUUGCCGCCUCAUCUCGGAACUCAGCCAGAUUAAAGACACAGCCGUGACGAGGAGAUACUGUUAUGGCGAACUAAGGUUAACGCGGCUCAAUUUAUAUGCGCCACUACUUCUCCGCAAAUUCCAUUUCGAACAGGUGCACGGACAGUACGGAGACUUCUUCGGACGGCUAUACGGGCCAAUACUUUUUGUAUUUGCCGUAGUUUCUACGAUCCUGAACUCGAUGCAGGUUGCACUUGCGGCUGACCAAUUGAGAGCCUUUCAUUGGGAGACAAUGUGGCACAAAUAA
Lachnellula hyalina is the source of this 810-nucleotide messenger RNA. RefSeq lists its product as uncharacterized. The transcript is spliced from 2 exons. The record is from RefSeq and is a predicted model, not a curated record. Bases 1 to 810 code for a protein of 269 amino acids. NCBI's taxonomy places the organism in Eukaryota, Fungi, Ascomycota, Leotiomycetes, Helotiales, Lachnaceae.